This is a messenger RNA of Rhodamnia argentea, 1074 nucleotides long. RefSeq lists its product as uncharacterized. The transcript is spliced from 2 exons. The record is from RefSeq and is a predicted model, not a curated record. The coding region runs from base 232 to 786 and encodes 184 amino acids. NCBI's taxonomy places the organism in Eukaryota, Viridiplantae, Streptophyta, Magnoliopsida, Myrtales, Myrtaceae.
GAAGGUCUUCUUACUGUUGGGGGGGAUGAACUAAAGGAGUUUCGUGACAGAGCCGCCCUUUUGGAGCUUCCAAAGUUCAAACCCCUGUUCCUGACUUUCAACGCGUUGACAAAUUCUCCUGCUUUGCCUUCAUUAUUCAGAAAGCACAGCACUUUCCGAGCCUUUUCUUGUUUCUCUCAAAAGGGUUCUUUUCUUCGACCUCUGCUUCAUCGCUUGCGUGCAGAAAAGGGCAUGCGCAUCCAGGGAUCCGAUUCAUAUUUGAAGGAACGGAACAUGAUGGCUAACCAAUCCGGCGUCGACAGUCACGGACAAAGGACAACACAAUCUAGGGGACUAUUCCAAUUUGCUUUGGCCAUGGCAUUUGGCAUCUGGCUGCUCUUUCAGAUCAAUCAUCAAUUCGACAAUCAAAGACAUCACCAGAACAAGGAGAACAUGAGCAUCCAGGACUCGGCUGCACUUCUUUUAGGCCGUAAGGUGAAUCCCGGGUUCAUGGUGGGAGGUCUUGUACACUCUUACCGCGGCGACAAUGAUAUAGCUGGCAAUAGCGAAAAGAUUAAGAAGCUGAUGAGAGAGGCACGGGAGGGUCUGAUUGGUGAAGGGAGCGUCGGUUUUGCGUUGAUUGUAGAAAGAACCGGCGAUGGCGAAGUUCAGGAUGGAGGGGCAGUGACUUACAAAGGCAAUGUCUUUGAGGAUGAGAAUGGGGUACCGCCCGAUGUGAGCGGUGUGUAUUUGAUGAAAUCAGAAGAGGACAGCCGAAAUGUGUCUGCAGGACUUGGCGCGCUAUGACAUCGCGCCACAAGAAACCGGAUGAAACGAGACGAUCCACUGCAGAAGCAACGGACUCCAGAGAUGAUCUUCGCCAUAUCCGGAUGCCGAAAAAAUAAUCUAUAAUGGGGAUUGGUCUCGAUAAGUCGGUAUGUAAUAAAAGGUACUUAGAGAUAGAGAAGCUUUAACUCAAACGGCCAAAGGUCCUCUCCACCACAGCCUUCUUCUUUUCUGACAUGAUGGAAGUUGUAGUGCGCAUGUAUGGAGACCGGACUGAAAGAAAUUAAGUAUAUAUGUUCAAACUCUAAA